Messenger RNA from Anarrhichthys ocellatus (wolf-eel), 5848 nucleotides. RefSeq names its product von Willebrand factor C domain containing 2 like (gene vwc2l). NCBI's taxonomy places the organism in Eukaryota, Metazoa, Chordata, Actinopteri, Perciformes, Anarhichadidae. Gene Ontology annotation, cellular component: AMPA glutamate receptor complex. The transcript has 5 exons. Gene Ontology annotation, molecular function: protein binding. Gene Ontology annotation, biological process: negative regulation of BMP signaling pathway. The coding region runs from base 1153 to 1950 and encodes 265 amino acids. The record is from RefSeq and is a predicted model, not a curated record.
CUGUGCUGCAGAUAAUGAGUGACUCAGGGUAAUGCUGCAGGUCAUGUGUGAAGACACAUGGCACGCACAGGCGCACAUAUACGCAGACACACACAUGCACAGGCGCAUAAUAACACAGGCGCACCCGUUCACAGACACGAAAAGGCACGCCACACAUUUGACAGAUCUAGCCUACCUCCAGCUGCUCAUCUAGAAACCUCUAUGUCUACUGACCGUUUAUUGCGUCGUUAGACUUGAUGAUUUUUUUUUUUUUUGCAGGACCAGUUUGGGGGAUGCAGCCGGAGUCGUCCUCGGAUCGUUGGAUGUGAGCGUUGCUGUGUCUGUGGGUGACGGAGGGGGACGGGGCGCUCUGCUCUGCUCAGUGCAGGACGCGGGAGACAGUCGCUCUCCAAGGUGCUAAAAGUCGGAGCGCUCCCUCCUCUGGCUCGUCUUCUGACGAUGAACGCGACCUCUGCCGAAAACCAAAUAUCAAACAAUGACUGGCUUCAAUCUCGUUUGGUUUAAUUUUCUUAUACUCUUAACUUCUAUCCUUCUGGAUUUUUUGUAUUGUUCAUGCAACCGCUGGAUGUAUGCAACAAGACAAGACUGCAGCUUUCUAACAUUCACCUGCGUCGUUGGGAAAUAUUGAAUUGACUCCGGAUUCUCAGGGAACACUGUCGAGAGGAUUUUUCGAGCUGUUUUUUCUCGGUCUGUCUCUCCCUCCGUACCACAUGUCACUGGACGUGUAUUGUUUAUCUCAAAAAGGUGAGUCCGAUGGGGAUAAUCGUGAAGCAGACCUACUUUUACGUGGAUAUCGUUUUCUUUCCACUGGAAAGGGGGAAUCACGUCUCCGAAAGGCUGGUGUUUAAUUGUUUUUAAACCCAUCAUCACGACCGUGAGGGAGGAUUAUAGUGUCUUGAGGAGUCUGGGGAAUUUACCCUGUGGAUAAAGUGAAGUUUCCAAUAGGGUGACGAUCUUUAAUCUGCUCUAGCAGUGUGUUCGGCUCUCUGGCUUCACACUAAGUGGAUAUCAAGCUAUUUCAACGCGCCCAUUUCCUCAAGUGGUGGUGAUGAUGAUGAUGAUGGUAAUAACAAUGAAGUGCAGGACGAAUCUGGAGAGGAUACCGGGAGUCUAGGGAUGACAUCAACACAAUUUUGUUGAACGUGGAUAUCGAUGUCGCGGCGAAGGAUGGGCCCUCUCCUCUCGGCCGCCUUCGUCCUCCUGCUGGCCCUGAACGCCGUGUCUCCGGCCUCGGUUGGUAACCCCGCGGAUUACACCACGGACGAGGCGGAGCAGACCGCCAGUGACAACAUCGGCUUCGAUGACUACCGGGGGAAAGGGUGCGUGGAUGACAGUGGCUUCGUCUACAAACUCGGGGAACGCUUCUACCCGGGACACUCGAACUGUCCGUGCGUGUGCGCGGAGGACGGGCCUGUGUGCGACCAGCCCGAGUGCCCUAAACUGCACCCCAAGUGCACCAAAGUGGAGCACAAUGGAUGCUGCCCCGAGUGCAAGGAGGUGAAAAACUUUUGCGAGUACCGGGGGAAAACUUACAAAAUACUGCAAGAAUUCAAGGUGUUUCACCUACAGGGUUCCCCAUCAGAUGAGGAAGGGACCAGUCCGCCCAGCAUGGCUGCCGGCGUCCCUCUGGCCCCAGCGCAGCUGCAAUCAAGAACCGGGAGAUAUAGGCCGUCACCCUGUGAAUGGUGCCGCUGCGAACCAAAUAAUGAGGUACACUGUGUGGUGUCUGACUGCGCCGUCCCAGAGUGUGUCAACCCUGUGUACGAGCCAGAGCAAUGCUGCCCCAUCUGUAAAAACGGUCCAAAUUGCUUUGCUGGAACAACGAUCAUCCCAGCCGGAAUUGAAGUAAAGGUGGACGACUGCACCAUCUGCCGCUGCCACAACGGAGACUGGUGGAAGCCGGCGCAGUGCUUGCGGCGGGAGUGCCUCAACGGCCAGACGUUGUCAUAGAGAGACUCCACAGGGGGAUGGUGGAAAAGCUCAGGCAUGGCCCUGCCUACUGCACCAUUUUGUAUGAUUGACAGGGCAGGAGCACAAUUCCUAAGGAACCUGAGACAGCGCAGCAUCGAAGAGAUGCUCUCACAAGCUUCACACAAACACAAAUGUAGUCACUGAGAAGAAGUCGGAACUUGUCACAAGGCUGUUUCCACCGUCCAGUUGUAAUUGUCCUAUAUAUAUUUUCAGAAGUUGACUUGCUGCUCUCACACAAAAAAAGUUUCUAUGCUCCUUGAACACUUUCCUAACCAUUGGCAAUGUUGGAUUGCUCAUGAUUUCUGUACGUACGUCAUCUGCUUGUUGUACUUGUCUCUCACAAUCACGCAGGUGUUGUAAUAUUCCAACAGCAGGAAAAACAAACUGUAAGCACACUUAACAGCGCUUUUUUUCUUGUCAUAUGAAGAUUGACACCUGUGAAAGCACUGCAAAAGUGUGCUCGAGUUUCAACACUUCACUCUCAGAGCUUGUUUACAAGAUGCACAUCUCACAUAAACGUUUGUGUCUUUGGAAGACUUUUGACCGCUAUGGCAGCAAUUCACCUCUAACAGUCAGAUGAUGAUACCGUUCAUUUUAUUAACUGCUCUAAAACCCUCAAACGCAGAUUUUAUUGCUCUCAGCAUUCAAUGGUUUUGAGUCAUGUCCCAGCACAGGCACAGGAAGUUGGAACUGUAGAAUUAGUAAAGCAGGAAAUGUGGUGGCAAGCAACGAUGAGAAGAGCAGAUGUAAAUUUCUGCAACACUGCAUCAAAACCACAACUUUGGGCAGCCUCUUCCGGUUUAAUUGUCGUUAUUGUUUUCUCUCAGAGGUCCAUAUCCUCCAAAAUAUUCCCGCUAACUAACUGCUUGAACUUGUUAUCAAAGCAAUUAGCCAGCCAAGAGCAGCCUGCUUUAAUUUCCCCUAAUCAAGGAGUAUUCUGUGAUAAAUCAUCCAGCUGGGUGCUUGGCGCUGCCGCAGCCUGCACACUGGGCACACUCCACCAGAACCGGCAGACAAAAAAGAGGGAAUAUGCGUAUGUCUAAAUGCUUUCACGUGCACACACAUGUGAACAUGCACAAGCACGCCAUUCAUCCACAAUCUCAUAGCCGCAGUAUGUUGAUCUGCACCCAGUGAAUCACUUAAACCUAUAAGGCUUGCUCUGUUACAAAGCUGUUACAUUAUCCCACUGCUAUAGAUCGUGUAAUAGAUUUUCAGCCCCUCCCCUCUCCGAUAUGUUGGAAAAGCUCUUCCAAUGCGGUGUGGCUAUAUGGGCUACAACAUAAAGACAAGCUAAGAUAUUGCCUCGAUAUUUCCCAACACCAAAGUGGUCCUCAAGUGGUCCAGUCGGAAAGAAAAAGCACCCACCCGGGGCCCAAACCACGAUAUUUUUUGAGAUGAUAAAUACUAGUCAUUAAUUCAAAGGUGAAUUCCAGUAGGCUCAUGCCAUUCAUCACUAGAAUUUUUUCCAUUUCCAGAAAAUCCGUUCCCGUUAACCUUUUAGACCCUAUUCCUGGGUGGUGAUGGAUGUGCUGCUUAAUAGCAGCUCACAGCACUUUGUAAUGAGACAGAAAUGAACAUAGCAUAAAGACCAAUGAAUAAAGAGGUAUACUACCUUAAAAGGCACUAAAACUAAUUUUUGGAAGAACCCCAUGGUCUGCAGAGUCUGCUGCAUAUUCUAAAGCUGCAGCACACGGUUGAUGGAGGGAUGAAUUUAAAAAAGAGUGUGGGUGGAGUUCAAUCCUAAGUGCAACAACGGAGCUUGGGUCAUUUUCAUCAUUAACCUAGAGUGAUUUAGUGUCUCUUACUGUGAAAAGACAGUCCUCAUCUAUCUGGCUUGAGGUCUGCAGACUCAAAACAAAAUUGACACCUACGGUUUAUCAAUCACAGUCUAUAUGCUCCAGAUAUUUUAGGAUUAAUAAAAAAAAAAAAAAGCAUCUUUAUUAUUUUCGAUGCCAAAUAAUUAUUCAGCCUGUACGUGAAUCUAAAAAUCUAUUGGAACAACUGGGUAGCAGACUGAAGUGAGCGUGCUUGGGCACAUCAGUGGCAUUGCUAUCACCACUGAUGCCUUUUUGCUACUGUUCCAGAUAAGAUUCACAAAGCAUGGCCUUUGGCUUCAAACCGUGUGAACAGCCCAGAAUGCUUUAAGUGCCAUUUCCUUCACACUCCUCUGUGCAAUAGUUUAAUGCUGUGUAGUACCCAAAAAUAGUUAUUGCUUUACCCUUCCAGCCAGCUGGGUGAAUUAGUAUGAGGAGUAUUUGGAGUACAAUGGCAAGGACACAGGCAGUUAAAAAGACACAGCUAAAAGUCAUCUUGGUCUAAAUAACAAUGUUAUAUGGCAACUCAUUGGAGAGUUUGAUUGCCCGGAUUCAAUUUCCUUCCAUGCUUCUGAGAUUCAUUGCAUUUGUUAAAAUAAUCUGGGGUGCCAUGGCUGCUCAUCUCCUUAAUUUGCCAGCUACAAGCUGCUGCCAUCAACUACAUGUGAAGGUAGGGGUGCAGAGGGUAAAGUGGUUGUCAACAUAAAGUCAUACCUUUCAGACCCAGAUCCUGCUCAAUUGGCCCUCCGUAAGAGCCGAGUUACGUUCCAUGCUGUUAGUGGGAAGCAAAAUAAAAGAGAGAUAUGAAAUUAAAUCAGCAAAUCAUAGAUUCAGAGCAGGUACAGUCAAAGAAAAGCAUGCAAAGGAGAUGCAAGAAAACAGCAAGACUGUAAGUAGGUUGACUCCUUAAACAGUCAUGGGAAUUACUAUAAAAUUACUAAACCUGAUGAAUUAGGAUCCACAUGGAUUAACAUACAGUAGAUUCCUAUGUGUGCCAUUUAAAAUAAUAGGCAAGCAUUUGAAUAACACAAUAAAAAAGGCAUUUCGGAGAAAAGCCUCUUUCUGAGCCAACCAGGGGGAAUUACAUUUCUCCUUGCAAAUGCGUGAAGCUUGCACAGUUUCAAGGACAGACCGGCAGCACAGUCCGUCUUUGUUCCUUUUCUCCCAAGAAAUCUGAGUCUUCAUGUCCGUCUGUAAAUAUUUGUUCAAAUGACCCCUAGCUGUCCUCAAACCAUUCACACCGCAGGCUUGUACAUGAGCGUUUUCUAAAAGGUACACCAUCUGCUUUUUCCAUGAGACACCGACUUACUGUAGCUGGAAACUCUGUUUUUUCCAGCAACAAAACUGUUACAUAAAGUGUGCCUGAAAACCAACACAGAACACGAAGAGAGAAACGCUGUUAUUAUACAAUCAAUUGUAUUCAUUUUUUUUUGGGGCACCAAGGGUCUGUUCAUGAGGGACUCAAAGGAUAGUUUCAUUUCUAUAACAAAUUUGAAAUUGAGGUUUAAAAUUAAGAUUGUAUGAUGAUUGUAUUUGACCACAUGCUCGCACAGGUUCACUCUACGCUGUACAAGAAACAAGGUCAAACAUUUUUAAAGUAAAAAAAAACAAAAAAAAAAAAACACAUUGGUGUUGCCCAUGUUGCUCAUAUGUAAAUAUUUUCAAAGUUUGAAUGUGUAUUCUGAAAUCUGAGGUGGAGUAAAAAAAAAAAAAAAAAAAGUCAUAAGAAAUGAAAAAAUGUGUAUUAUUGAGCGAGACAAAACCUAUUUUGUUAAAUAGACUUGAAAAGAAGUGUUAUUCGGCAAAAUUGUGUGGAUUUAUGUUUUUGUGUUAUCGUUUCUACUCUGAAUUAUGCUGAUGCUUCCCAACACAAGAUGGCAAAAAAUAAGACCGUUAACGACCGAUGAACAGUUGAAGUCGUUCAUUUGAACCCUUCAGGAUGCUGCAGAUCUCCUUGAAUUUAGCCCUUUUCUGUUUUAAAACCACAAAAACAAUAAAACGUUAUGAAACUUAACAGCUGACCCAGAACAAAGCCGAACUCCAGGUAACCUUUCUAGAAGUAG